This is a messenger RNA of Musca domestica (house fly), 806 nucleotides long. RefSeq lists its product as uncharacterized. NCBI's taxonomy places the organism in Eukaryota, Metazoa, Arthropoda, Insecta, Diptera, Muscidae. The record is from RefSeq and is a predicted model, not a curated record. The transcript has 2 exons. The coding region runs from base 207 to 551 and encodes 114 amino acids.
CGUUCCAGCACCAAUUGCAUCGUUUAGCUUGAAAAUCGAUAGAGCUUAGAUCGAGCCAAACAAAGCGCUAACAAAAAGUACAACAAAAGAAUAACCACAAACAAAACAAAGCCAAACAAAUAACAAAAAUAAAAGUAAGUCUUGCCAGAGACUGUUGUGGUGGGUGUGUCUGACAAAACCAUCGAAUUUACAUACAUUGUGCAAAUAUGUCACCAUCAAUUCUGCUUUUAUUAAUUUCGGCUACACUGUGCAGUGCUCAAUUUUUCUAUGCCCAACCAGCUAGAUUGGCACAAUAUCACAGUCUCGCAGCGGCUACGCAACAAUAUGCUCAUCCUUCGGUGGUGGACAAUUCAUUCCGUGAAGCCCAACUACCUCCAGAACUGAAGAAGAGCGAUCGCUUCUACAACAACCCUCAUAUAGCUGCAGCCCUCGCCAAGGAGUCGUGGUUCACGGACAAAGAAAUGCCAGUGAUUGAUCGCGAAGCAGAAAAAAUUCCCCGGGAAAUGGUAUUCAAGAUAUUCAAGAAUGCCGGCUGGAUUAAGCGCAGGUAGAACAUUCCACAGUACCUGCCCACACUGUCUAGUAGAUUAGUCUUUAUUGUUGUUUUUGUUAUCGUUAAAUGUUUGCCAUGUAAUAAAAUUAGUAUAAACCCAAAUAUGUAGAUACAAACAAACGUAAAUAGAUAUUAAUAUUUUAAUGGUAAAUUGGAGUAAUGACAUUGUAGUAGUCAUCAGCAAUGUUUAGCGAAUUCAGGCCAGACAAAGCAAGUGUUGUGGAAGUGGUUAUUACGUCUUAAAGGCCAUUUA